AAUCCAGUCUGUUUUUCUCAGUCUAAAAAUGAAGAAGUUUAUCCGAAAACUGUCACGAGCAAAAGCGGCUCGUUCAUUAAGGUUCUCCAUCUUCGGCCAUGAAAAGAUGGCUAAAGAAAAGCAGAGAUCAGAUGUACCAAAGGGGUACUUUCCGAUCUACGCUGGAGUUGAAGAGGUGCAGAGGUUUGUAGUUAGCGCUAAAUUGUUGAGUUACCCAAUUUUCGUAGAAUUGCUAAAGAAGUCAUAUCAGGAGUAUGGAUAUGAGCAAGGUGGAGUCUUGAGGAUUCCAAUUCAGGUUUUUGUUUUCGAACAUUUUCUUGAUUCUCUUAAGCGAGGGCAAAAACCUCUGACCCUAGAUGAGAUGAAUUUGUAAGGGUAAAUUACGUGCUUGGUUGGACAGAAAAUGGGGGAAAAAAUGAAAACAAAGGUGGAAAGACGCGUUUUAUCUCUUUCCUUUUACAGUUACCUUUAUUUAUAUAUAUAUAUAUAUAUAUAUAUCAUAACGAUGUAUAAAAUUUAAGUGAAAAGAAUUUGAUUCUACUUAAUAAAAUUUUAAGUUAUGA
This is a messenger RNA of Rubroshorea leprosula, 563 nucleotides long. The record is from the annotation of a GenBank genome assembly. Lineage: Eukaryota; Viridiplantae; Streptophyta; Magnoliopsida; Malvales; Dipterocarpaceae.